Messenger RNA from Apis mellifera (honey bee), 3891 nucleotides. RefSeq lists its product as uncharacterized. The record is from RefSeq and is a predicted model, not a curated record. Lineage: Eukaryota; Metazoa; Arthropoda; Insecta; Hymenoptera; Apidae.
GUUUCGAGCACAUCGACAACAGGCGGCGCAGGUUGCAAUAAAUUUACAAUUGUAUGCGGCUAUGCUGUAAAAAACGUAAAGAACUAAAGCUAUGAGACGCCUUAUUACGACAAAAUGAAAGUGAUGAUCGUUCCCAUUUAAUUUCAUUUUGUUGCAGCAGAAUUUUAUAAAAAUAAAAUAAUGGAUAAAAGAAAUAAAGUAGAUUUAAUAUUGACAUGCAAUAAUCCUAUAAGUAUGUCAAAAAAAUAUAUAAAUCAAGAAUAUACAAUUAGUCAUUUCAAUGAUAUUAAAUCAUGUGAAAAUAUAUUUUUAUGGCUUGAUAAAUUUAAUAAUCUAAUGUGUUCAUCUGUGGGACAUAGAAGUUAUGAAUUAUUAAAACAUUUACUUUUCCUUUACACACAAAAUAUUUUAACUAAUAUAAAUACAUAUUGUGAAAAGGUAUUGGAUAUGACAAAAUUAAAAAAUCAUCUAAGUACUACAUUAACAUUUUUUCAUCUUUAUUGGAAUGAUAUUAAAGAGCAUGUUAAUGAUUACAACUCGUAUUUAAAUGAAAUGUCAAUACUGUUAGGAAUAUACAUAGAUAUAGAACUUAAAACUUUUACACAUACUAUGGAUUCAUCUAAAAUUGCUUCAAAACUGCUUUCAGCAUUAUGGAUAUAUUUAAGUAACUCAGAAAAACAUAUUUUUAGAGUAUUGCUUAAACUAAAAUUUGUUACUAAAAAAUAUUCAAAAAUUUUUGAUUUUAUAUUCAUGAAAAGUUUUACUAGUUUCAAGAAAAGUGUGGAAUCUUUAACAGAUAUAGAGUAUGUUAGAUAUCUACUUGUUCUAAAAAUAUGGAAAAAAAUGAAAGAAACUAUAGAAGAAAAAAAAGAAGUGAAUAAGAUAGCUUUAACAAUAUUAGGUCCAUGUAUUCCAAAAAUGCGCGAUGAAUUAUUGAAGAUUAUAUAUAAAGUUCCAACAGAAUUUGAAAAUGGAACUCUUGCCCUAUUACAAUCAAAUGUAUUUAAUUUAAAAACUGCAUGUAAUAAUUUUUUAGUAUUUGAAGAAACAAUGUUUAUUGAAUCUAAAGAUAAUUUCAUAACACAAAAUUCUGAUUUAUAUUUACAGGAUUUAUAUAGUAUCCAAAAAAGUUUUAUAAACUGUGAAUUAAUAAAAAAUGGUACAGAAAAUAAUCAUGCUUUUAAAGAUGGAAUAAAUAAUAAUAAAAAUAAUAAUGAACUUCUCCCAUCAAGAAACAAAUUUAAAAAUUAUAAAAAAAUAUCAAAAUUAAAACCCGAAGAAUUAAUUUUAAUUGAUUUAACUAAAGAAGAUGAAUUAAAAACAGAUAAAAAAAAAAGAAAGAAAAAAUGUCAAAGAAAUUUAGAAUGGUUAAAAAUGGUAAAAAAAAAAUAUAAAGUACAGAAACAAAUUGAUGAACUAAAACAUAAAAAUCAAAUAAAAAUUUCAGAUGUUCAUAGUAUGAAGAAUUCUGAAAAUUUUUCCCAUAACAUUCUUCUUGAAGAACAACCAAUUUCGAAUAAUAAGAUUAAUGAAAAUACAGAAAGUAAUACUUUAAUGGAACAAAAAUCAUUUCAGGAUAAUACUCAUAAUUUAAAAAAUAUACAGGAUUAUAUUUAUUACAUUAAAGAAGAAAAUAAUGAAAAUUUUGAAAUUUUAAAAGAUAAGAUAUUGAAAACAAAUGAAUGUAAAAUUAAUACAUCAAUAGAUAAUCAGAUAUGUGAUAUAUCUUCUAUACAUGAUUUGAAAAAUACUAAAGAGUUAGAUCAAGAUAUACAUUGGGAAGUAGAAAAUUCUAAAAUAGAAAAUUUGCCACAAAAAAAUGAUGCAAAAUCAUAUUCUGUAGAUGAAUUUGAAAAUAUUGAUAUUUUAGAUAGUAUUCUAAAUGUACAUAUACCUAUUAAAGAUGAACAAGAUUUUUGGGAAAAUUCACAAUCUCCAUUGAUGUCACCAAUUAAUUAUGAUAAUUCAAAUAGCGUAUUAGAUUGUAUUCAAGAUUUUUUUUCAUCCUCUGAAUAUAUGCAUUCUAAUGAAACAGAAGAAAAAUAUAUUUUAUCAAAUACAGAAAAUUCUCAAACCUUAUUACCUGAAGAUAGUCUUGGAAUAACUGGAAUAUUAAAUAGUUUAUUUGAUUUUGAUUCUCCUUCCAAUGAUUUUAUGUAUUCAAAUAUACAGACAAUUAAUCCGUGAUUAAUUAAAAAAACUUUUAAAGAUGAAAUAACAAAAAAUUCUAAUAUAUCUGAAUUGCAUUUUGAGGAAAAAAUUACAGAAAAGAAUGAUUUAGAAAAUACAUUUUUACAAGAAAAUAAGGAAUUAUAUAGUAAUCAAAAUUGUUAUGUUGAUGAUAAUAUGGAUAUAGUUGGAUUUGGAUUAAAUUCAAGUGCAGAAGAAAUAAUUGAUUCUUAUUCAUUGAGUAAAGGUAUACCUUCAUUUUCUGAUCAUUCAACUGUUUUAGUCAAUUCAAGUAACAUAUCUUCUGAAGAUAAAGAAUUAUUUCCUAAAUACAAUCUUUCUAGUCCUACUGAUAAGUUUAAUACCGGUAAUUUUAUAGAAAAAUCAUAUAUUUUUCAAAAAAAAGAUAUUAAUCAAGUUCAACCACUCAGUGAUACAAAAAAUCAAGAUUUACCUGAAAUUUGUAUUACUAAUAACAUUUCAUCAAAUAUGAAUUAUAUAUUAAAUCAAUCAAGAGAUAAUUUUCAGUCACAAAAAUAUGCAUGUACAGAACUUGAAACUAGUCUUUUUGUAAAAAAACAAUCUUUAAAUUCUUGUGAUUUAUUGUCUUCCACAGAUUCAAUAUCAUGUAACAUUGAUACAACAUUUCAAUGUGUUAAACAAAAACAUAAAAAUUCUAUGAGACAAAGAAAUAUUCAAAAAACUAUGCAAUAUAAUAAAGAAAAACAAAAUCACAUUACAAAACGUAAAAUAAAAAUUAGUACACAAUCUAAAUGGACAUUAAAUUCUAAAAGAAAAAUUAAAAUGAAAAAAAAAGAAAAAGAAUCAUUUACAUUUGUUAUUCAACCCAAUCAAGAUGAAUUAAAUUUAAGAUGUUCAGAAAUUACUAUUAUCAAUCCUUUGAAUUAUCAAAAUAUACAAAAUACAUGUGAAUCACCAUUUCAAAUGUCAUAUUGUCAAACAUCUCCUAAAAAUUUUUGUACAUCUAAAAAGAAAAAUAAACAAUUAAAUUGUCCAGGAGUAAAAUAUAUGUCUCAACAAAAACAAAUUUUAUUAAAUCUUUAUGAAGAUUCUAUGGUGGAUGGAAUCUACAAAGAAGAUUCCAAAGUAGAAAAUCUUCACAAUAUCAUGGAAGACAUCUCAGAAGAUUCAAGUAUAUCAAAUAUAUCUGAAAAAUCACAUAAAUCUAAAAAUAAAUCUUGUUUCAAACUAUCAGAAAAAAAUAUGGAAAUUGAUACUGAUAUAAACAAAGCAAAUAUCAUAACAGAUAACAAUAUAAUUAAAGUUUCAAAUAAUACUGGAAAAUCUAAUGCCAAGUGGUCAUUACAAGAUAUAGAUAUGCAACCAUCAAAUUCUAUUAAAGAACAAAUAAUUACAACUUUGAAUGAAGAUAUAUCUUUGAAAAAAAGAAAAUUACAAUUUCAAAAUUUUAUUCAACCAACUUCCACAAAUGGAAUUCUUUGUUCUAUAAAUCAGCAAAAAAAGAAAAAAAAUCAUUGUGUCUCUAUAAAAAAAGAAGAUUCUAAAUUAGAGAAUUCUCAGUGUACCAUGGAAGAUAACAUCUUGGAAAAUUCAACUAUGUUAAAUGUAUUUGAAAAAUCACAUAUACCUGAAAACAAAAACAUAGAUACAUUAUUAAAAACAAAAUGUUAUAUAUCUUCAAGAAAAGGUAAUUAUUUAAAAUUUUAUUUUAUUUUUAAUAUAGUUUGAAAAUAUUAUUAA